AUGAUGCCAUACCAUCAGUUUAUCCCGCCAUCGGACUCAGCUGCAGAGUAUGUGCCCCCGCCGGACAUCUUGGGCACUCUUGAGCGUACACACGAAGGGAACGACGUCGAGAUACCUGGUCCCGUGCUGCAAGCAGCGAGUCUUUCCGACACUCGCAUCCUGCGCGGCUUGCUAAAGUCCGGAUUUCCUGCAACCAAUUAUAUAGUUGGGCCUCUGAAUAGUCCUUGGCAAAGUGCACUCGUCAAUGCAAUCUUUGCCCUGCGUGCUGAGAAUGCAAAGAUAUUGCUGGGUCACGGCGCGAACCCGAAUGGAUUUCCGGACUGGUGUUUUCUACAGGCGAGCUCAAGAUUCAUUCGAGGACGCCCCAGCGACUUGACUGUGACAGGAGGCUGCCAUCUCCCACUAAGAGCAGAAGUGCUCGACCAUGUCAAGCGAUCCGACGACACCUCUGCCUUGGCCAGCGAUCAGACAGCCGAUCUAACAGAAGCCGAAUUAAAGCUGCGAAGAAUAGGCAGAUCUCGAUUUUGGUCCGAGGUCGAUUUCCCUCUCACGGAUUAUCCAACAAACAACCCGUCGUCGAGUCUCUCUGCAGCUACAGCCGUACGAGAUAACUUGCUCUACUUGCAUCUCAUCGAGCAUGGCGCCGAUGAAUCUGCGUGGAAGAAUAAUGGCACUUUGGGAAAUCAAGUUGCCGGGGUUCCUUCAUCGUGGGCAGUCGAGUCACCAUUAUGGAUUGUCGUCAGGAACAAGGAUCACGAAUUUUUACAAUUUCUACUAAAACGUGGUCACAAACCCGACCACUUUCCCAGCAGCCUCAUUACCCGGCCCAUGAACGCCAUCUCGUAUGCCAUUGCGACGAAUUGGAGAGAUGGGUUUGAUACUAUGGCUCCCCUGGCAGAUAUGUCGCUCGCAACGCCGGUAUAUCAAUGCCAUCUUGUUCAUUUUGCGAUAGCGACACUUGAUCUGGGUAUGGUCAAGCAUAUGCUGAGUAAAUAUGAAGGAUCAGAGGCCAUUGUACUACGGAGCAUUCCAAAAACAGCUCUUGGACACGGCCUUUUGCAUCUUGCGAGUCUCCCACUUGACGAUACCUUUUUAAACAUGCAUUCUCUACAAUGCUACACGUCUAUUCAUGAUUUCAGGACGCUAGAGACAGCCUGGCGUCCAUUGCAACUACAAAGCACAGCCCCUGUUUCGUCUGGCAGACGAGCGAGAGGCGGUAGAGGAAGAUCCUCCAACCGUCCUCCCCAAUUUAGUUUGGCGCCUCCUCAUGAUUUCGAGGAGCAGGAGGAGGUCAUACGCUACCUUUUUAGCAUGCUUCCCAGUGAGGAGUUGCAAAGUCAGGAUAUCUACGGGAAUACACCGCUACACUAUCUAGCAUCUGUACGACAUACGAACGGCCGUCUGAUUGACUGGCUGAAAGACCUCCCCGCUGGCGAAGCAGCUUGGACAACGUCAAACUCCUGGGGGUUUUCUGCUCAAAAUCUACUAGAAAGUGGCAAGGCCUCAGAAUCAGACUGGAGUAGAAUACAUAUGCCAUUCUGGAAACGUGGGUAA
Molecule: messenger RNA, 1554 nt
Organism: Pestalotiopsis fici W106-1
Lineage: Eukaryota; Fungi; Ascomycota; Sordariomycetes; Amphisphaeriales; Sporocadaceae
Exons: 1
Coding region: 1-1554 (517 amino acids)
Source: RefSeq, a predicted model, not a curated record